CCCAUUAUUAUCACCGACAUAUCGCGCAUUAUGUUAUCUAGUAGCGACAUUUCCUCAAAGCCGCGACCGACGGCGUUGGUGCUUCUCCACCAUGUCCACGUCGCUUAAGGGCGCAUGUGGUUCAAGAGUAUGACAGCUAUUGGGCUGCCGCUCUGCAGCGGUGCAGCCAUGAGGACGGAAGCGGCUCUUGUCGUCGUCGUGCUGGCGGUCACCAUGUGCAGCAGUCCUUGCCAGCUUACCUUUUGCCGAGUAAUGGCGAGCGCUGGUGCUUUGGUAAGCUGCUUCCUCUUCUUCGUCUUGGGCUCUUGGUCAGCGAAAUCCAGCGAGUUAAUAAAACAAUGGUCACUGGUCGGGAAUCAGCUACUCUUUUUCGGCGGCCUUUCUUUCGCGACCAUGGCCUCGGAAGUAACAGCCACAGAAAGGAUAGCGCACCUAGCGCUGAGCUCUUUCCUUUGGCUUGCCUCACGACCGGCUCGGAGGGACAUCCUGGUGCUUGCCAUGGUAGCACAUGUUCUGCAAACCGCCCUUGUUGCUGGGCUGCACCCCACGCUUCAGCGCGAUGAUGCCGGCAAGGCAGCCUUCAUCUUCUCAGCCGUCCUUGUUGGCAUUGUCGUGCCAGCCAUAGCCCUGUUCUGUGCGGAUUCUACUACUGGUGCUUGCUUCGGCUCCCUCAACCAAGUGCCCCAUGCGGUCAACGGCCAUGAAAGCGCUGCCAAGUACGGCGUAGCCCCGGCAGCAACAGUGCAAGCGGACGGGGCGCCCCAUCCUCAGGACGUGUGUACUAUCGGCUGCGGGCAAGAUGGCUUAUCAGCUGCAAAAUUGGGUCGCGACGGCGCCCUCCUCCCAGGGCCAACCGGCGGCGAGGGCCCCGUCUGCUACACAGUCAAGGCCGCCACGUGCGGCUUCGCAAGCAUGGCCACCACCGCCUGCCAGACAGAUGACGAACUCCUGCUCUGGCUCUUCGCCGGAGCCAGCACCGCGCCAUCCGCAGCGGACGAGUUCCGCGACGAGUCCCGCGGCAGCCACGGCGGUGGGCCUGGCGCGAGCCAUGCCAACCAGUACGUCGACCCGUGGGUCGGCCUGAAGGAGAGCCGCGAUAGCCGUACCAGGUCUGGCGGAGUCGGCAAGUACGACAGUUUUACCUCCGUAUGGUCCCGCAGCGCAGUCGCGGUGGGGCCAUAUGGCCACAUGCUACCUUCCUCAGAUGGCGACGAUGCGGCUGUGCUGGCGAGGAAUGUAGAGGAGGGGAACUUGAGCAAUGGCAGCCAGCAAGGGGGCGCGAAGCAGGCUCUUUCGUUUGGGCUGGUGUCGGCUGCGGCUCCGCAGAGGCGCUGCUCGCUGUCCGCCGCACCGCCACCACACCCCGUGAGGGACGCCAGGUCCGCUGCCAAGCAGCCUCCGCAGCAGCAGCCUGUUUGGCAGCCGGCCAAUGCAAGGGCAUUCCGCCCCAGCAGCCGCAGCGGCACCGGCGGAGACAGGGUGGACACCUUGCCGUACUCAGCCUCCGCGCCUGUCUCCGGGAAUCCGCCGCCACCGCUGCCGAGCACGCACGCCCCCUCGGCGGAGAGUGCGGAGGGCUCCCUCGCUUUGGAGGGCCCCCUGGGCGGCGCUGCGGUCGUCAGCAAGGCGUUGCAGCUGCAGCGGCGGCAGCGGGUGCAGAGGUCGCGCACCUUUAACGACCUGUCGCCGCACCGCAGCCGCGUGUUGAUGGAGCUGGCGGCGGCGGGCGGAGGAGCGCCCGCCGUACUGCCGCCACCGACGCUGGACGAGCGCGGCCUGGGCGCCGCGCCCGUGCCGCUGCCCUCCGCCUACAGCGAGGAAAGCGAGGACGAGGCGCUGCAGCAGCUGCGGGCCAUACGCGCCCUGCGCCGCACGCAGCCGCAGCUGGCGGCCUCGCUUGACCGGUUCGCCACCCUCCUCCGCCGCCGGCAACAGCAGCAGCAGCAAGGUCAUCAGCCGCAGCACGUAGCUGCCGCCGCAGGGUCCCAGCAGCGGCAACGUGACUGUGCUGGCGGCGGCGGCCCUGACAGCGCAGCGCAUUGGAGCUGCCAGUCAACAUUUGGAGUGUGCGGCAGCAAGGGUGGGGCUGCUGCGGCGGCGGCAUGCAACGUCGUGGCAGCGCGCGGACCUGUGCGACGAACACGCAGCUACUCCUCCUUACGGGAUGCUGCAGCUGCCGCGGAGGCAGAGCCUGACAGGGAGGUCUCGUUGCUUCGGUCGCUGUUCUGCCCCUACGAGGCGGCCGCCGGUGCUGCAGCCCACAGCCGCCCCCCGCGUGCACCGCUGCUGCCAGUGCAGCCCACCGGCCGCAUGCAUGGCGGCGAGCAACAGCAGCAGCGGCGGCCCCUGGCUGCUGUGUGCGCGGCGCCGGCGGAGGCGGUCAGCACAGGGGGCUCCAGCGCCUCCUCCCUGGGCAGCUCAGCAUGCGCAGCGGCGGCUGCAGGCUCCGGGGAUUCCGGCUUAGGGCUGGAGCUGACGGAGGUGGAGGCACAGUGCCGCUCUACCCCGGGGGUCCCCGCGGCGGUGGGCGGCUCGGGCGGAGGAGAGGGCGGCGUGACGGGGAGCUGGGAGGCCCGGCGGGGCAGUGUGCAGCGGUCUCGGUCCGCAGGCGAGACGGGGUUCCGGCCGCAGCACCUGCACCUGCAGCAGCAGCAACUGGCGCACCAGGAGCACCGCCGGGCGUCACUGCUGCAGGCGUGGCACGCAAUGCUGGCGGAGUACGCACCGCAGCGGGUGCAGCAGUGCGGGAUCAGCGGCGUCACAGCCGCUGCCGGCGCUCCCGGCGGGCCUGUCGUACCUCCCGCAGACGCCACAGGGCCCGAAGGCGCCACCGCUUCUCAAGCCCCCGCUGCAGUCGGUGGGUUGCGACCCGCCGCUGCUUCUGCUGACACUGUCAGCGGGGGCGCCUUGCGGAGACCCUCGGCACAGGCGCAGCCGUCGCAGCCAGCGGACCGCCUCCGUUGUGGCACCGGCGGCCUGGUGAGUGCUGUUGGCGCGGUUGCGCCCGGCCCCGGCCCCGCUGCCGGUGCCUCAGGGGGAGACGAGCGCGCCGUGCGAGUGAGCAAGAGCCUGAGCGAGCGGUCGCUGCAGCAGCGGGUGGCCUCCGCGCACUACCCCCGCCGGGUGGCGCGAACCAAGAGCCGCUUCGCGCUGGUGCAGCAUGAUAUUGGCGAGCUGGGUGAGGUGGGCUGCGGCGGCCGGCCCGGGCCCGUGGCUCGCAACUCGUCCGGCGCCUCCCUGCGCAGCUGCGCGCUGGAGAAUGUGCUUGAGGAGCAGGAGGGCGAGGCGGAGGGAGACGAGCUGCUGGCGGCAACGGGGGAGCCCGCGGCGGCAGCAGCAGCAGCAGCAAGCGGGGGCAGCUCCGCCGGCCGCCGCCGUAGCUCGGAGGUGGCGGAGGCGGCCGCACGCCGGGGCCGCGGAAGCAGCGCUGGACCCUCCUCUGACGGUGGAAGCGGCGGCACGGACGUGGCAGCGGCAGCACCUGCCUCCCCGCCCAAGGGGGAUGAGGCUCCGGCGCCCUCGCUGGGCUCCGUAUGCUCUAUGGGCAGCUGCGGGCUGCAGCUGCCCUGGCCCCUGCAGCACCCCUCGAGCAACGGCACCACCGAGGCGGCGCUCAGCCGGCGGCGACGCUCCGCCUGGCGCUCCGCCUCCGAGCUCUCCUUCGCCGGGCUGCGGCUGACUGGUCCGCGGCAUAGCUUCGGCUCGCAGGACCCCCAGGACCCCGCGCUGAGUGUGCCCUCCCUAGACAACGGCCGGCGCUCCGCUGAGUCGGACGCCGCCUCCGCCGCCUGGCUGCUGGAGGGCGGCGACAGCCUGAGCCGCCACCUGGCCGCCUCCAUGUCCCUGGAAGGAGCCAGCCGCCGGGGCAGCGCGGGCAGCUGCUCGCCGGGAGCCAGCCUGCUGCAGCCCUCGCUGCCGGGCCGCCUGAACAGCGCGGGCGGGCGGCGGCGGGAGGGCGGCGAGGGCAGCGGCAUGGAGGCGGACACCGGCCUGCGGCAGAGCAGCAACGGGCCGACGCGGCAUGGAGGCGAUAGCUGCGGAGGUGGCGGCGGUGGAGGAGGUGGCGGUGGCGGUGGUAGCGAUUCGGACCAGGACUUAUUGGAGGUGUUGGCGGAGGAGGCGCGGGCGGGUGGCCGCGGAUCGCGCCCUCUGCAGCGGCUGCGAGAGCACUCCGGCUCAGCGCUGGGUCGGGCCGCCAGCUUCCGCUUCGCAGCGCCCGUAGUGCCCGGUGCCAUGCCUCAUGCCGCCGCUACGGCCGCCACCAGGGCUGUGAGAGGCAACAGCGGUGCAGCUGCAGUGGCCUCCGCUGCCGCCGCCGGUGCUGCUGAGCCUGAGGCAGUGCCGGCUGCGUUGCGUGCUGCGGUGGGGAGUGACGGCUCCGACAUCCCCGUGCCGCCCAUCACUGCCCCCGUGGUGCCGGAGCGGGAACGAGAGAGGGAGCGCACCCGCGGCCGCUCUUCGCUGGAGCUCACACCCUGCGCGGCAGCCGCCGGCGCUGCAGCAGCAGCCACGCCACCACCACCAGCGGCUGCCGCCACUACUACCGCAGCCGCAGCCGCCGCGUCCGUUCCGCUGUCCGCUCAGAACCUGCAGCACCAUACGCGGCACUGGGAGGGCGCCUCCCCGGGGCCCCGUGACACCGCGGCGCUGGUGCUGCAGCUGCCCAGCCCCUCGCCCAGCCAGUCGGGGCCCAUGGACCCGCUCAUCGACGGAGACGGCACCGCAGCGGCGCCGUCAGCGACGCUGCUAAACGCGCUCAAGUCAGUUGACGGAUGCGCCGCCGCCGAGCAACAGGCCGGGGGCGGCGGGGGCGCGACAUCGAGCACCGGGACCUCCCCCUCCCGUGGCACCGUAUCCACCGGCCCCUUACCUCGCGGUAUCGUAGCAGCCCGGCUGUCCAUGCCCAUGAUGCCGUACAACGGCGAUGCCACCGCCACCGCCAUCGUUGCCAACCGCGCACUGAGCCGCCAGCCCAGCGCCACCACCACGGUUGGCGGCCGCAGCCAGGGCGACAGCAGCACCUGCAUGUCUGACUCGCUGGGCCCCCUAGCCGCAAUAGACGAGGCCCUGGCCUCCGGCGCUCGCAACACCGAGCGCCCCUCUCGCAGCCCCUCCAUGCUCACUCGCAGCCUGGUUGUCCGCGUGAACAGCGGCGGUACCUUUGGCGACGGCAGCGCCAUGGGUCGCGGCGCACUGGGCGCCUCGGUGCGCCCGCCCUCCAAGCUGGCUGGCGGCGGCGCCGUGAGUGCGGGCGCGGGCCUGGGCGGCGGCGGCGACAGUGUGGAGCUGGAGGUGGAGGAGGCGGUGCUGGCCAACAGGCGGCUGCAGGACGACCGCGGCACGCUGCUGGAUGAGGUCAACAUCGACAAGGUGUUGGGCUUCGGCAGCAUGGGUAUGGUCUACCAUGGCAGGCUGUACGACACCAAGGUGGUCGUGAAGCUCAUCGAGCACGGCACGGGGGUGCUGGGCAAGGAGAAGGAGCGCGGCCGCCUGGCGCGUGUGGAGGCGUGCGUCAGCCGGCUGCUGCUUCACCCCAACAUUGUGCUCACCUACGACGCCUGCACGGGGCGCAUGCAGCCGGGGAGGCUGGCGGCCAAGCUGGGGCGGGGCGGGGCGGGGGGUGGCGGCGGGCGGCAGCGGUUCAUGACGGUGAUGGUGCAGGAGUUCUGCGAGCUGGGGACGCUGAGGGACGCCAUCAACAAGCGGAAACAUGGACUGACGGGUCCCUCCCCCGAGGCCCUGCCGCUGCUGUACCGCGUGGCGCUGGACAUCGCCAACGGCAUGAAGCACCUGGCGGCGCUACGGAUAGUGCACGCAGACCUCAAGGCUGAGAACGUGUUGCUGCAGCGGGUGGGCAGCAGCGGUGACCGGCCGCACGGCUUCCUGGCCAAGGUGGCGGACUUCGGUCUGGCCAUGGUGCUGCCGCCCGGGGAGGAGGAGGUGCGGCAGGGCAUACACGGCACCGUCAGCCACAUGCCGCCGGAGGCCAUGAAGGACACGGUGUUCUCACUGGCCACCGACGUGUUCAGCUUCGGAGUGGUGCUGUGGGAGCUGUACACCACGGAGACCCCCUACCGCGGCAUGGCCCCUCACGAGGUGGUUGAGGCGGUGUGCGGGCGGGGCGAGCGGCCUGCCUGGCCCGAGGGCGCCCCGGGGGAGCUGGUGGCGCUGGCGGCGGACUGCUGGAACACGGACCCCCACCAGCGGCCCGGCUUCUCCGAUGUGGUGGAGCGGCUGCGGCAGCUGCUGGCGCCCUCGCGGCACCCGCUGGAGCGCUGCCCCAGCAUGCUGAGUGGCAUGACGGAGGAGAGCGACGAGCUGGAGGCGGCACUGCGGCAGCAGCGCAAGGGGCCCACCACGGCACACCCGCCCGCCUCCGCAGGAACCGGCCGCUCGGAGACGGGGUCCGAGCUCCUGGGAGGCGGCGGCGGGGCGGGAGGGGCGAGGGGCGGCUCCUCGCGCCCCGGCGGCGGCGCACUCACGGGCGGCAGCAGCCGCGGUGGCGGCGGUGACGGCUCCUCUGAUGUGUACGGUGCGGUGCCGCGGGAGGCGCCGCGUGACCCGCUGGGUCUGCUGCUGUGGGCGCUGUGCCAGUACCCCGGGGAGGAGCCGGUGCGGGUGGAGGGAAGCACGCCGGACUCGGUGCAGUGGGUGCUGCAGGUCCAAGACAUGGUAUUAAAGUCACAGGAGAACAGGGGGGAGGCCCUGGCGGCGGCGAGAGCCAGCGGGGGCAGCAGCUAGCUGCACCGCAACCCGCCCCGCGCCCCAACCAGGCGGUUUUGGGGGCGCGGCGGCCGCCUUGCGAGCGGGUGGGUGCUGAGCGGUGGUGGGUCGGGCUGGGACCUAUGUCCAGGAGGUAUGUGGAGGGCCGGCUCGUGCAUGGCGGCGUGUUGGGCCCACGGCUGUUGCAUCUGUCCUAGAUGCCGUAGCGUUGCUGCAUUUAUUGAACGGCUGUGUGUCAGUGCUUCGGGGCGGUUGUAGGGGAUUUAACUUACUUCAUGAUUGGGGGGGGGAGAAGGGAGGUGCUGAGAAGGUUCUAUGGGCCUUGUGUGCUGCUUGCAAAAUGAAAGAGGCGCGUUGAGGAGGGAGAGGAAGUAUGGACGUACAGGAGCGGAGGGGUGAGAGGAAGAGCUGCUGCAAGGCUAUGAUACGUGUUGCCGUAUCCAAACAACUGCGAAACAACGCUGCGUGCGUUGCCCGAGCGAAGCUGAGGUUUAUUGCUGCAUACGGAGGGGGCUGUGUUGUGUGUCAGAGAACAUGCUGACGUGGUGCAGUCAAGGAUGAGCUCAAGAUGUGGUGAUGGAAGUGAUGAGGGGGGGGGGGAAGUCUGGACGGAGCGGGCCGGGGCAGUCGGCGAUGUGUCCGCCGACCCCCGUGCUGACCACGCUCGGCGGCACCCCCGGGAGCGCUGCAGAGGCAUGGAAGCGCCUCGAGCGGCUGAACGCGUGAGGACAGAGCACAUGCGGUCGUAUGACUGACUGCAUGACGGGGGUCGGGUCAGUGGCUUGCUUUCAUUGAGGGUAAACGCUUGCCUGUUUUGUUAAUUAGCAUGGCGUUGUUUUGUGUAUUGGGCGGCUACAGUGAUGUCAGCCUCCGGUGUUGCUGGAGGGAGGGACGGAGGUAGGGAG
This is a messenger RNA of Astrephomene gubernaculifera, 7628 nucleotides long. NCBI's taxonomy places the organism in Eukaryota, Viridiplantae, Chlorophyta, Chlorophyceae, Chlamydomonadales, Astrephomenaceae. The record is from the annotation of a GenBank genome assembly.